This is a messenger RNA of Zymoseptoria tritici IPO323, 1523 nucleotides long. RefSeq lists its product as uncharacterized. Gene Ontology annotation, molecular function: metal ion binding. Gene Ontology annotation, cellular component: mitochondrion. The record is from RefSeq and is a predicted model, not a curated record. The coding region runs from base 58 to 1422 and encodes 454 amino acids. The transcript has 3 exons. NCBI's taxonomy places the organism in Eukaryota, Fungi, Ascomycota, Dothideomycetes, Mycosphaerellales, Mycosphaerellaceae.
CAACCACCCAUUGCUCGCCCAUAGCCUGUCCAACACCCGCGAGGGCUCUAUACCAUCAUGCUCUCGCGCUCCGCUAUCUCCAGACAGGCUCAGCGUGCGCUCCGCCGCGCGCAUCAGCAGCCGACUCGGGGCUAUGCCGCGGCGUCCGGUUCUCUCAAUUACCAGACCAGCGACGUCAACGGACUCAAGGUCGCCAGCAGAGACCAGGCCGGUCCCGUAACGACUCUGGCUUUGGUCGCGAAGGCCGGUACCCGAUACGAGUUCGCUCCAGGUCUCGCAGAAGGACUCGAGCGCUAUGCGUUCAGGACCACCGAGAGACGAUCGACCCUGCGGAUACAACGCGAAUCAGAACUUCUCGGCGCCGAGCUCCAGCGAUACCACACCCGCGAGAACAUUGUCGUUGGAGUCAAGUUCCUCCGCGAUGACCUACCAUACUUUGUCGAGCUCCUCGCCGAGGUCGCGACCCGCACGAAAUACCAGCCAUACGUUUUGCACGAGGAGAUCCAUCCGCUCAUGGAGUUGAACAUGAAGAAGCACCUCGGAAACACCCUUGCCCUGGCUACUGACAGCGCUCAUGGCCUUGCCUUCCACCGAGGACUCGGCGCUCCCCUCUCGCCCACUUCGUCCACUCCGUUCAAGAAGUACCUCGAUGCCGACUCCCUCACCGAGUUUGCCGCCUCUGCCUACUCAAAGCCCAACUUCGCCGUUGUAGCCAACGGUGUGGAGGACGGCGCUCUCAGCAAAUGGGUUGGCGAGUUCUUUACCGAUGUGCCUGCUUCGGCCGCUGCUGAGAUCAAGUCCGAGCAGUCCAAGUACUACGGUGGUGAGGAGCGUAUCGCUCACGCUGGUGGCAACUCCGUCGUCCUUGGCUUCUCAGGCUCCAGCACCAUCACCGGCUCAUUCUUCAAGCCAGAAGUCGCUGUUCUCGCUUCGCUGUUGGGAGGUGAAUCAAGCAUCAAGUGGUCGCCAGGUUUCUCUCUCCUCGGAAAAGCAGCGCAAGAAGCACCACUUCUUCACAUCUCCACCAAGUCUGUCAUCUACUCCGACGCCGGCCUUCUCACCAUCAGCCUGAACGGCUCUGCUUCCGACAUUCGAUCGACCGCGCCCAAGGUUGUUGAGGCCCUCAAGGGUGCCUCAAAGAACAUCUCCGAGGAGGACUUCAACAAGGCCAAGGCGCUCGCCAAAUUCCGGGAGCUUGAGAAGGGCUCCGCCACGCAAGCAGGCAUUGAGCUCACUGGUACGGGUCUGAUCCGUGACGGAAAGGCAUACCAGAUUGACCAGGUCGCAUCUGCGAUUGAUGGUGUCACUCUUGAGAAGGUGAAGCAGGCCGCGAAGGAGGCAUUGGAGAACAAGGCCUCCGUAAGCACCGUUGGUGAUCUUUAUGUUCUACCAUACGCAGAGGAAAUGGGAUUGAAGGUGUAAAUAAAGUACGAUAGAGGGUUCUGUUGUGUUCUAGUGCCGCAGAUAUUGAGCUGUACCAGUACAAAGCCUGCACGUUCAGCUGUGUAAAUUUAUUUAACAAG